Molecule: messenger RNA, 816 nt
Organism: Microthlaspi erraticum
Lineage: Eukaryota; Viridiplantae; Streptophyta; Magnoliopsida; Brassicales; Brassicaceae
Source: the annotation of a GenBank genome assembly
AUGGCUUCAAAUGGUGAACCACAGUUGAAUGAUGAUAGUGGAUCAGAGACCGAGGAUGAUGUAACCGAAACCUCACCAACACCGCCACUGACUACGAAGAACAAAAGCAAAGGGAAGAGAAAGAAACCAGAAGCAGCAAGCGCUUCGAACCAGAAAGCUUCGAACCAGAAAUCAUGGUCUCAAGUAUGGGACCACUUCCAGAGACCUGAGAAUGACAAGACAAAGGCAAUUUGCAAUUAUUGCAAGAAGGUGUUUGUGGCUCCAUCAGGCAAUGGCACAUCCAACCUGAAGAAACAUAACAUGGUCUCUUGCAAGGCUUUCUCCGCGUGGACAACUGCUAAUAGUGGAAAGAAAGACCAAACCGUGUUGUCUUCUGAUGGUUCUGAUGUUCGACUUUGUAAAAUGUCUGAGAAGGUGAUUAGGGAAGCUUCUAAUGAGAUGAUUGUGUUAGCGAGCUGCCUUUAUCUUUCAUUGAGGGCUUGGCAUGGAGACAUUUCUGCGGUUGCGAUGAAGAAGAUUCUUGAUGCUAAUAAGCAGAGAUUGUCUCUGACUACAGAUAUUUGGGUGGCGCCUCAUACAGGAGCUAGUUAUAUGGUGAUAACAGCUCAUUUCAUCGACGCUUGGUGGCAACUAAGGAAACUUAUCAUUGGAUUCAAGAAUGUGUAUGAUCAUAAAGGUGCAACUAUAGCUAAGGUUCUUCUUGAUUGUAUGGCUGAGUGGGAUAUCAAGCGAGUUUUCUGCGUCACCGUUGACAACGCCACAGCUAACAGUAAUGCCAUGGAGACAUUCAAGAAAGAGUUCAAGCAUAGGAGAUGA